AUGGUAUUCGUUUCUCCUUUGUUUUUUCACGAAAAAUCUGAGGUUGAUGGUGUGAAAGUGGAAGAAAAGUUUGAGCUGGUUGAUAGAAAUAAAGUGGAUUGGAAAGGAAGACAAGCUCUUAAGUUCAAAUAUGGGGGAAUGCUUGUGUCUGUGCUCAUACUAGUUACGUUAGGUUUCGAGAAUAUGGCAACAUUUUCACUAGCUGUGAACUCGGUGCCAUACUUCACUGGGAUAAUGCAUUAUAAUCUAGCAGAUGCAGCUAACAUGCUCACCAACUACAUGGGAACGAGUUACAUACUCUCCAUUCCAUUGGCCCUCCUUGCUGACACGUGGAUUGGCAGAUACACAUCUGUUUUAAUUGCUGGCUUCUUCGAGUUUGUGGGACUAGCAUUGCUUACAGCACAAGCACACUAUCCUAGCCUUAAGCCACCAAUUUGCAACGUGUAUGAUAGAACUGCAAAGUGCGAAACAUUGAGUGGAGGGCAAGAAGCACUUCUAUUCAUUGGGUUAUACUUGUUGGCAUUUGGCGGUGCAGGAGUGAAAGCUGCAUUGCCAUCACAUGGUGCAGAUCAAUUUGAUGAAACAGACCCUAAAGAAGCAAAGCAAAUGUCCACUUUCUUUAACACUCUUUUGCUUGCUGUUUGCAUGGGUGGUGCUGUCAGCUUAACGUUCAUUGUGUGGAUACAAAUCAACAAAGGAUGGGAUUGGGGGUUUGGUAUUGGCACCAUGGCUAUAUUUUUGGGUGUCGUAAUAUUUGCAGCUGGAUUGCCGCUCUAUAGAAUUCGUGUUGCUCAAGGAACAAAUGGUUUCGUUGAAAUCAUUCAGGUCUACGUUGCUGCAAUCCGCAAUAGAAAUCUUCCCCUUCCUGAAGAUCCAUCAGAACUAUACGAGAUUGAACAAGACAAGGAAGCUGCUGAGGAAAUAGAGUUUAUACCUCAUAGAGACAUUUUCAGGUUCUUGGACAGAGCAGCCAUCCAAAGAAAAGAUGGUGUGCUACCUGAGAAACCAGAGGCUCCAAACCCAUGGAAACUAUGCAGGGUUACCCAGGUAGAAAAUGCCAAAAUCGUUCUCGGCAUGGUCCCAAUAUUCUGCUGCACAAUUAUAAUGACCCUUUGCCUAGCUCAGCUUCAAACCUUUUCAAUCCAACAAGGCUACACUAUGGACACAACCUUCACCAAGCAUUUUCACAUUACCCCAGCAUCCCUCCCAAUCAUACCAAUUAUAUUCUUAAUCAUCAUUGUUCCAAUCUAUGAUCGCAUUUUUGUGCCUCUUAUGCGCAAAAUCAAUGGCAUUCCCACUGGAGUUACCCAUUUGCAACGCAUUGGAGUUGGUCUAGUACUCUCUUGCAUAUCCAUGGCUGUGGCUUCAAUUAUAGAAGUGAAAAGGAAAAAAGUGGCCAGAGACAACAACAUGCUUGAUGCUGUGCCAAUACUUAUGCCACCAUUGCCCAUAAGCACAUUUUGGCUUUCCUUUCAGUACUUCAUAUUUGGCAUAGCUGACAUGUUUACUUAUGUGGGUCUGCUUCAGUUUUUCUAUUCAGAGGCACCAAAAGGACUUAAAUCUACAUCAACCUGCUUCCUUUGGAGCUCUAUGGCACUUGGGUAUUUUCUAAGUACCAUAAUUGUGAAGAGUGUGAAUGGUGCCACCAAACAUAUCACUAGAAGUGGGGGCUGGUUAGCGGGGAACAAUAUUAAUAGAAACCAUCUGAACCUGUUCUACUUGUUCCUUUCCAUAGUGAGCUUGAUCAACUUCUUUAUCUAUUUGUUCUUUUCAAAGAGGUACAAGUACAGGUCUCAAAGCCCUUCAGUCCCUGAUGGAAAUUCAAAGAAGUGA
Molecule: messenger RNA, 1833 nt
Organism: Abrus precatorius (Indian licorice)
Lineage: Eukaryota; Viridiplantae; Streptophyta; Magnoliopsida; Fabales; Fabaceae
Product: protein NRT1/ PTR FAMILY 4.5-like
Exons: 6
Coding region: 1-1833 (610 amino acids)
Biological process (GO): transmembrane transport
Cellular component (GO): membrane
Molecular function (GO): transmembrane transporter activity
Source: RefSeq, a predicted model, not a curated record